Messenger RNA from Hydractinia symbiolongicarpus, 5940 nucleotides. Its product is annotated as calmodulin-regulated spectrin-associated protein 1-B-like. Gene Ontology annotation, biological process: negative regulation of microtubule depolymerization; cytoplasmic microtubule organization; neuron projection development. Gene Ontology annotation, molecular function: calmodulin binding; microtubule minus-end binding; spectrin binding. The coding region runs from base 377 to 5749 and encodes 1790 amino acids. The transcript has 12 exons. NCBI's taxonomy places the organism in Eukaryota, Metazoa, Cnidaria, Hydrozoa, Anthoathecata, Hydractiniidae. Gene Ontology annotation, cellular component: microtubule minus-end. The record is from RefSeq and is a predicted model, not a curated record.
AAACGAGGCUGUUUUAUAUUAGUUUUUUAAAUUAAUCAAUAUACAAGAGCUGGCUUGUCCAUUUAAAAGUAGUUUGAGAUUUAAUUGGUUUAAUAUAAAAACAAUGCAGAAACUAGACAAUAAAAUUACACAAGUGAAUAAAUCUUACCAUAAUGUUGUCAUGAUAACUGACAGCUUUUAGCUAGCUAGCUGUGCAUGUCAUGUAAAUUUAUAUUUAACAAAACAAUCAUGAAAUGUCAACAAAUUUGCUCAAGUUCAAAAAUAAAGUGUUAAAAUAACAAAAAAUUAUAUGAUUCAUACAUGCAUUAUACAUACAUAUGUGAUAUCAAUUAAAGGCGAAUGAUAUUCAUAGACUUUUUGUGAUGUUUUCAAGACAAUGUUCACACUUGGCGAUGUUGCAGAUAUUCUAGAUUCAGCUCUCGACACUGGGAUAUCUAUUGUUGAUACUUUAGCAAAGUUAUCAGACAUUGCAGAUGAAGGGAAUAUUGACAGAGAAAAAUGUUUUGAAAACUUAGAUAUAGACGAUACCGUUACUGUUGAUGAUAAUGAGCAUAACUUAGCUCCAAACCACAAUCAUACUUCUAAGGAAGUUAAUUAUUGUAAUAGCUCUUCUGAAAAUAGUUCUAAAACCACUAAUAUAAAUGUUAAGCAUGAUAAUAAUUUUCAUAAUGUAAAAUUCAACACAGUUAGCUGUGAUAUUGAUAUUGAUGGCUCUGUAAACGAAACUGAGAGUUCUAGCGAUGACAAAUAUUUACCAAAUAAUGCCAUCAGACGUGGAACUUUUGUUUUGGAUACUUCUAUUAAAACAGCAAAUGAUGCUGCUCGACAGGGUUUACCAAUAAUUGAAGCUUUGGGUAAUCUGUGCUCAGUUGCUGAUAAUUUUAUAAAAGAUUAUAAUAAGGAUGAUGAAGAGAAUACAAAAGUUGAUGAUUCAGCAAAUAUUGCCAGAAAGAAAAGUCAAGAAAAUGAUCUUGAAUAUGUUAUAAAUGAUCGGGUUAAUAAAAUAUUAGAAUCUUUUCAAAAUCUUGACUUAACCGUUGACCAAAUAAAACAAGAUGCACUGCAGUACCAUCAUUUUGAUGAAGUAAAAGAUAGUGACGGAUUUGUUGUGUCUGCUAACUUUCCAGCAGAUCAAUCAUGUGGUGAUGAUACCACUGAAACUUACGCAACUGUAAAAGCCAUAAGAAGAAAUAAAAAAAGAUCCCCACGGCCAAAAACAAUGCUAUUAGAAUCUACACAAUCUAAUGAUAGCUGUCAUUCAGAUGAACCAACAAUUCAUUACAAUAAUAAUUUAGAGAAUAGUGUUAUUUUUGAUGAACAGGGUAAAGAAGCAAUUUCAAAUCUUGAUCAUUUGUUGAACAAACAGCCAGUUACCAGAACAACACAGAAAUAUGGAAAAACAUCUCGUAAUACAUAUUUAAUUUCUACACAAAUAAAUACGGUUGAAGAUGUUGAUGGUGAUUGUUUAGACAAUGAAAACAUAUUUUUUAAGCCUAGUUUUGAUAAAAACAACAAUGAGAAACAAGAGAGUUAUUUACAAUCAAAACAAAGUGACAGUUUUCCACAACGUAUUUCCCAUACUACAGAAGAACCAACCAGAGAAGUGCAUGAAAAUUAUAGCCCAAUAAGGCCUGUUUUUGAAAGAUCACUGAGUAACAUUGAGAAGAACCAAAUUGAGAACAAAUCUUUAAUCCAUGAAUUUGAUAUUGGUCAAGAAAAAACAAGGUUAUCCAGACUUUCAGUUAGCCUUCCUGAUUUAAUUGAUAAACCUUCAGCUGUAGGUGAUGAACCAGUUAAUCAUAUAAUGUCAAAGUUAGGAUUACUCAACAAAGUCAUGUCAGCAUCCCUCACUAAGCUGACAGAACUUCAUAAUGUUAAAAGACUUAUACAUUUAAGUUCAGAAUCCUUGAAUAUCUAUGACACUUCCAGUGAUCCAAACUUGAAGUUUGAAAAUGGAUACCUGGAAAACAAUAGCUUACAGCGUUUUUCAAGGUCAGCUCUAUUCAGUUCAACAGAAAGUCUGAUAUCUCAAGAUAAUGAUAAUCGUUCCAAUUCUGCCCUGGCUGUUCUGGAUGAUGAUCAAACAGAUGACGAUUCCAGUGAUUAUCGGCCCUUGUCCUCUUGUAGUCGAGCUACAUAUACCAUUUCACCACCUCCAAAGUUUAUUGAAAAGGAUAUACUUUGUGACUCAGAUGCUGAGUAUAACAAACCUAAUAAUUUCCAUGAAAGUACUUUAAACAACUAUGUCGGUUCUGAGGAAACAAAAUAUAUACAGACUGAUGCUCAGCUGUCAAAUGUAGAAGACAUCAUUCAUUGUCUUGAAAAUAAAUGGAACAAUAAGUUUGUUGAACUUCAAAACUUUGAGGUAAACAAAGAGGAACAAGUACAACCAUCUGAUACUGUUGUUCUACGCAAAGGUUUGAGACAACAAAACAGGUUGAAUACUGGUACAUAUGUUCUCAAUGCUGUUAAAAAUGAAAAAGAAGAAAAAAAACAUGACAGUGAUGGGAAAAGUUGCACUAGAAGAAGCACAUAUGUCCUCAACAAUGUCAAUACCUUUAAGAAUUCCCAUGAAGUUAGUAUAUAUGAUGAUACUUUGAACUUUGAUGCAAAGCAACAGCCAUUAAAAUCUCUCAGAAAUGAUUCUUCUAUACCUGACACAAAUGCUGGUCACAAAAAUGUAUUAAAUAAUGUUAGCAGUAACCAAAUAUCUGAUUUAACAAGUGAAUCUUUUAGUUAUAACACCAAUAUUCAAAAUGACAAAAAAUCUAAGCUAAAUAAGAGCAAAUGUGUACAAAAAAAUUAUGAUAAUGAUAAUACAAUCAAAGAUAGUUGUGAUGCAGUGCAAACAUCAGCUAAGAAACAAUACAAUCGCAGUGAAUCAUAUGUUAUAUAUAGGACGUCUGAUAAUGAUAAUAUUAGUUGCAGUGAUAAAGAAUUUGAACAAAAAGAAGUCCAAUCGUCUCGCAAGAAGACUAACCAGAGAGACUCCUAUGAUAAACGUAAAUCAUCCACCAGUGAUAGUGAAAGUAAUAAAGGAUAUGAAAGUCUAAUUUCUCGAAAAGAAUCAUGCAGAAGGAAGAAGGGAAGGACACAGAAAGAACAGAAUGAAAUAAAUACCCAGAAGAGUAUAAAUAGAAAAGAAUCAUACAUUAUAAGUAAAAGUUCGGGAAGUGCAAAUAACAUGUUAAAUGAUCCAGCAACUUCUGUCAAUCAUUACAUUGCAUGGACUGUCGAUCAAAAUGCCACAUCAGCUGUCAAUCAAAAAGCCACAUCAGCUGUCAAUCAUAACAGAAAUAACAAAAAAUUAUCAAAACUGCAAAGAACUGACCAAACUAGGCCAACAUAUAAAAACAACGAAAAUAAAAAACAAAGCCAAGUGGCAAGGUCAACUUAUAUUUUAUCUACCGUUAAAACAGACGAAUCAACAAGUAAAGUAAACAACCAAGAAAAAUCUGCUGAGAAAAAGUUUAUCAAUCAACAAUCAAAAAAACUUCAUCCUGAAACUCCAAGUAAACAUAAAUCGUUUCUCAAACGAACAAGUGUAGGAUAUAACAGUAAAACAACAUCUUUAAAAGAGCACGAUGAACCUCUCACUGCUAGGUUAGCAGCACUGCGUAUGCAACUCGAAGAAAAGAGACGUCAGUUUGAAGAAGAGAAGAAGAAGAAACAGCUGGUAUGGAGUCAGGAGCGUGCGAAGAAUUUACAGGACGCGUUCUUUGUUGUGAUUGGUGGAAAAGAAAACAAGGAUCCAAUGACAACGCAGACUGAUGUUUCCUCAUGGGAAGUUCAUUUUAACGAAGUCAAUCAGGGAGAAGGAAAAACAAAAGAUGAAGCUAACGCAGACAAAACUCCAACUAAAAAAAAACAGCUGUUAAGUCCUCGAGAAUUCAUCCGUCGAAAGCAGCAGGAAAACAAAAAUAAGCCGGCAACCGACCGUGGUUUGUGGUUUGUUGAUUUUGACGAGGAUAAAAUGCCAAACACAAACAUUGAUGAAAUGGUUGAUAAAUCUCGCGUUCAACAAAACCACGAUGCAAAAUCCAUCGAAACACCAACGGAGGAGAACAAUAAACAUGACACUUUAAAACAGACGGAUUCCUCUCCAUCGUUGUCAAAAGGUGGUAGUUCAGUUGUUAGUAAAAGUAUAAACACAGCCAAUUUUAAAGAAAUACCGCAUCUCAACGACAGCCGCGAUGUUUCGUCUUCUUUAAAGCGCCUACAAGCGCUUAACGAAUCUACCUCUGAGCUAGUCAGUAGGGUUAAUCGUUCCGACGAGCUUGAAAACACGGAAGAGAAUGUGUCACAAGCAGAAAAGAACACGUCUAAACUUGAAAACGAUGAUGAGAAACAUAUAUUGCAGCUGCCUGAAGAAGAGGAGAAACCGACGACGUACAACGAACCUCCUGCCAAGGUUGUCACACAUCCAGUUGUAGCCGAUAAUCCGAAAUUUUAUCCUGAUGAACCGGGUACGGUUGAAUAUGUGGAAGAUGUAACAACCAUUGAAACUUAUAUACCGGACGAAAGAUUGAUCACUAAUCCACCAGACGUUAAUAACUAUCCAUACGCACCGGAUCAAAGUAUAACGCCGGUCCAACAAAAAUUCCACUCUUUAAAUAUCAACGAAGAAUUACCUCAUACAUCGAACCUGCUAGAAGAACAAAAUACACCGGUGAAAACGCCGUUUGAAGAAAAUACGCCGGUGAAAACGCUGUUUGAACAAAGUACCCCGGUGAAAACGCUAUUUGAACAAAAUACGCCCAACAAAACGCCAUUAGAACAGAAUACUUAUUUUGAUACGCCCUGUAAUAAAAACACGCCCAACAAGGCUCAAACACAUGAAACGAGGCAGACACCAGGCACUCCAGAAUCUUCGUCUUUUGCUUUUACGUUUGGUGAUGAGAUGAUGGAAAAUCCAGGACUUACUCCUGAACAGCUAAAAAAGAAGGAACGAUUUUUGAAGAAUCGUGUGAAACGACAAGAAGCUGAGCUAGAGAAAAAGAGAAAGAAAGAAGAGAAGCUAGUAGAACAAAAACUUAAAAAGGAGGCUGAAGAGAGACGGUUAAAAGAACAACAGAUGGAGGAACAGCUGGUGAAAGCAACCAAUCGGUUACAUCAAGAUACGUACAGUAAAAGAAUUCAUGAACUCACAUACAACACCGACAUAAACCCAGCUCAACAGAGAAGAAAUAUGGAACUUCGUGCUGAGUCAGCAAGUCCUACAGUUCAACAGCGCGUCGAAGCUGCGGACGACAACAGCUCUUCUACAAACUCAUUCUCUGAAUACAAAGGACCUGCAGUAUAUCAAAAACCGAGCGGAAAGUCGAACAAAAAAAUCAUUCAGAACGCCAUCAUGCAUUGUUGUCUGAGUGGAGAAGUAAACAAAGAAGCCAAAAAGAAAUGUGUCGAGGCUAUAUUUCAAUCAGAAGCCAGUCAUUUUUUGGUUCUGUUUCGCGAAGGUUUGAAGUUCAGAUCGGUGUAUGAAUAUCGACCAGAAAGCGAAACGGUAACACGAAUAUAUGGGAUCGGCCCAAAAAACAUUACCCCCAAGAUGAUGAACAAAUUCUUCAAGUAUAACAGCGGAGCAAAAGAAUUCAACGCGCUGGACACAAAACAUUUAUCCAUACAAAUCGACGGUCUUAUGAUCAAAAAAGAACUAUGGGAAAAGAAAUCGAAUUUAGCUUCCAAAACUAAUUCCAAUUUUCGCAAGAAACCUCCUACAGGUAGUAGCAACCGCAUUCCAAGUAGAUGAAGAUGUACAUUUCUUUAGAAAGGUUAAUUUUUAUACAAAUUUAUUAUGUAAUUUAUUUAUUGUGAUCGACGCAACGGUAGUUACGUACAGUAGGGUAAAGUAGUAUUAGUAAUGUGGUUACUGUUUUCAUUCCGCCCUGUAUAUAGUUGUUUCUAUUAGUUGUAUGAUAUGUAAAUACACACACACCUUCA